Messenger RNA from Morone saxatilis (striped sea-bass), 2604 nucleotides. RefSeq names its product kelch-like protein 42. The record is from RefSeq and is a predicted model, not a curated record. NCBI's taxonomy places the organism in Eukaryota, Metazoa, Chordata, Actinopteri, Moronidae. The transcript has 8 exons. The coding region runs from base 528 to 2147 and encodes 539 amino acids. Gene Ontology annotation, molecular function: protein binding.
GCCCCACCUCCAUGUUCCAAGAAUAGAUCGGCUAGAAAGAAGUUUACUGCUCACAGUUGAAGGAAACUUUUUUUAAUCUACUGAAUCUGUUCCAGAACAAACAGGGAUUCAGAAGCUGAAGAAGCAGCCUUGCAGUGUACUGCACUGUUUUUUGUACCAUGCUGUUUUUGCUGGCAUGUGGUCCUAAAUCUUUGCUCCCAGCUGUUUUGCUGUUAAUGCUGUCAAAGGGCACGUGACUGGGAAAACCGGAGCAGUUACAAGAAGACGAGCUGGUGGUACAUGGACCAGACUGACUGUUCUGUCCUCUAUUUUUCUAUUACAGUGGCUGUUUGGAAUUCUUGGUGGGGGGGCUUGUCUUCCUUUAUUUGGAGGAUUUACAAUGCCAUUCUGCAUAUGUGAUUGGAGCAGUGGUUGUGUGAGAGGUGCAUAUCAUCUUUAGACCUUUUAGAGUUUAACAAUCCAAAACAUAUGGCACCGAAAGUUUUAAAAAUGGGCUAAACUUAGAUCCAAACAACACUGUUAGUGAGAUGAAUCCUCUCAGGCAAUGUUUUAUGAUACUCUUUGAGUGGAUAAGCUUUUGGCUGAAAUGUGUUCUUACAAGAGUUUGGGGAGCUCUUCCAAUAGUCAACAACUGGAUAGCAUCCCAAGGUAUCACAGACAGAGAAUCAUGCAAAGCAGACUCAGAGGAAUGGAAGACCAAUGAAGCACUCCGCACAUAUCACCUUGGAGAUGGAGAUGAAACCAUGGUUACAGUCCAAACCAGCACACAUGCAUUCCAUGUGGACCUUGGGAGACUCUCAGAGUGCAGCGAGUACUUCAGAGCCUUGUCCCAGUCACGGAUGAGAGAGACCUCAGAGAGCCUCAUCCAGCUGGACCAUGUGUCCUCCUCCAUCUUAUACAAUCUCCUUGAGUUCUCCUUCAAUAAUAAGUUUAAAGUGUCUCGGGAGGAGUUGGACACACACAUCCAGGUCAGCAGUUAUCUCCUGGCUGAGGCCUUCCUCUCAAAGUGCCUCGCAGUCCUGGAAGAUGAACUCAGCCCAGGUAACUGUUUGUCCUACCUGAGUCUGGCUCAGGAAAUCUGCUGUGUGGAGCUGAAGGUGACAGUGUUCAACUACCUGAGUAGAAACCUGUUGGAGAUGCCUCACCUCAUCAAGUGCCUGGAUGAUGAAGAGAAGGAUGAAGUUGUCCACCUGAGGCUACAAGGAGACCAACAUCUCUGCAGCCUUAGAAAAGAAAACCUGACUUCAUGGAACGACCCAGAAACAGAACGUGCACGAACUAUCUUUACCCUGAAAGGGUCAGAGGACAGCGGAGAUUGGUAUCCGGUUACAGAGCUUCCUUUUAGGGCUGAUAAGUGGUGUUUCACUACAGUGGUCCUGUAUAACUAUCUGUACAUAAUAGGAGGCUACCGGCACUGUGUGAAAAGACGCUGGGAGUUUAAGAUGGCUUCCUUCAGGUAUAAUCCUUUUACUCAUAACUGGGUCGCCACAGCUCCUCUGAUUAAGCACAGAAGGCACUUCAGUGCAGUGGCCUGUGAAGGCUGUAUUUAUGCUGUGGGGGGCUGGUACUUGGACUCACUGGUGACUCCGGACUCAAGCACAGCUCUCUAUACAGCUGUAGAGCGCUAUGAUCCAUGGGAUGACACAUGGAGGUUUGUCUCCUCACUGCCGCUCACUGACUUCCAGUUUACCAUGUCUUUGGGCCAUGACGUGCCUCUUGCCACUAGCCUUGGACACUGUCUCUAUGUGUUAGGGAGCAUCGAGAGGACUGGAGAGAAACUCCUGCUGCAGUACAACACAAAGCAAGACUCCUGGUCUGAAUUGCUUCCCACUCUUACCAGAGCGGAUGCAGACCUCCCUGCUCUUUACUUCCUGGGUGCCUCCGACAGGCUCCUUGUGAUUGGUGGGAAUAACUCAGAGAAUGUGGUGAUAUCAUUCUGCUUGCAGUCCCAGAGAUGGGGACAGGUGAACAGGGCUGAGAAAGUGGCAUUUGCAGGACAGGGGACAAUUGCAAGUGGCCAGUUCCUGAUGCCAAGCAUAGAGCACAACACUGUUGGAAUUAUGGAUCUUCAAACUCUCUCCCUCAGAACUCUUCCACCUCUACCCAUCUUCACUCGCUAUGAAGCUAUCUUUUAUCUUCACUUUUAAUGUUGUAGUUAGCUUCUUUGCUAUACUGUAUAGUCUUUCUCAAGCAUAAGACGAUAAACUCCCUAGGUGGAUUAGCAAUGGUGGAUUAUCUCUAUCUCUUGUGUUUAAAAUCCUCAAUCCUUUAGUUUAAAGUUUGUUUCUAAAACCAGACUACAAUUAGACUUAAACCUAAAGCUCUGUAAAAAUCCAUACAUUCAUUUAGUGGAAUCAACUAAUCUUUUCUCAUUAACUUGACCUAAAUAUACAAGUUUUUUUUACUUCAAGUUAAUUAAACUUAGAAGUCUUUUGACUUGAAAUGAUGAGGUGAAUCAGUUGGGAAUUGUGAUUAUUAUUCAUUACCAAUCAGAAACAAGUUUGCAUUUGCACCGUAGUUUGCAGUGAUGCAUUUAUUGAUCAAACAGUUAGAAAUUAACAAAACUGUAACUCAACCAAUUAAUAAAAUAAUAAUGAACACUGA